CUUCAACGACCUUUUUAUGCCCACCAUGUCGACCGCUCCCGAACCCCAGAUUCAAGACCUUCUCAACAAGCCGAAGAGCGAGCUCACUGAAUAUGAGGUCGCUCGCGUCGAGGAGCACGAGCUCACCGCCGGUCCUCUGUCUCUCCUCCAGACCGCCACCCGCACACACACCCAGGUCCUGAUUUCCUGCCGAAACAACCGCAAGCUGUUGGCCCGUGUCAAGGCUUUUGACCGACACUGCAACAUGGUCCUCGAGAAUGUUAAGGAGAUGUGGACCGAGAAGCCGAAGGGUGCCAAGGGCAAGGGCGUGAACAAGGACCGUUUCAUCAGCAAAAUGUUCCUUCGUGGCGACUCCGUCAUCCUCGUCCUGCUCAGCUGAGCAA
This is a messenger RNA of Penicillium crustosum, 383 nucleotides long. Its product is annotated as mRNA splicing protein SMD2. The coding region runs from base 17 to 379 and encodes 120 amino acids. Lineage: Eukaryota; Fungi; Ascomycota; Eurotiomycetes; Eurotiales; Aspergillaceae. Gene Ontology annotation, biological process: spliceosomal snRNP assembly; RNA splicing. Gene Ontology annotation, cellular component: U5 snRNP; U2 snRNP; U1 snRNP. The transcript has 4 exons. The record is from RefSeq and is a predicted model, not a curated record. Gene Ontology annotation, molecular function: RNA binding.